Annulohypoxylon truncatum is the source of this 4170-nucleotide messenger RNA. Its product is annotated as WD40 repeat-like protein. Bases 163 to 3807 code for a protein of 1214 amino acids. The record is from RefSeq and is a predicted model, not a curated record. Lineage: Eukaryota; Fungi; Ascomycota; Sordariomycetes; Xylariales; Hypoxylaceae. The transcript has 3 exons. Gene Ontology annotation, molecular function: protein binding.
GGCUGCCAGCGCGACACCGAGUUGAUCCCCCCUCAUCUUCCUCAUUCGAUCUUAAGAAAUUCCAAUGCCAUCAAGACGAUUUGAUGCGACGAGUCUCAAAUUCAAUCACAUACCCCUCUUUCAGACAAGAUGUCGCCAGCUGCCGAUAGCCUAUAGAAAAGAAUGGCGGAUAGUACUAUUGGGUCUAGUUUCGUCGGGGCUGGCAUUCAGCACUCGGGACAAGGUAACUUCAAUGUCAACGGCAACGUGGCAGUUGGUGUUUCAAAGAAUAACUCACUUGCCGACUUGCGAUUGACCGAUCCCCGUGACGAUAAGAAACGUAUAGAGCAGACUAAAGGUGGACUGCUGCGGGAAUCCUACCGCUGGAUCCUCGAUCACCACGAUUUCUUGCGAUGGCGCAACAAUUUCGACAGCCGUUUGCUAUGGAUCAAAGGCGAUCCAGGGAAGGGCAAGACCAUGUUGCUCUGUGGCAUUAUCGAUGAGAUGAUACAACACUUCCCCGAUUUUAAUACUAUGGAUGAGAUAAAGGAGGAGCCUUCCAGUCCUGAUUGUCUUUUGUCUUUCUUCUUCUGCCAGGCUACUGACGAUCGGCUUAACAAUGCGAAAGGUGUACUUCGCGGUCUAAUCUACCUCCUAGUCAAGCAACAGCCAUCUCUUGAGCGCCAUAUCCAGACGAAAUAUGAGCACACGGGCAAGACGUUAUUCGAGGACGUGAAUGCCUGGGUAGCGCUGUCCGGCAUAUUUACCAAGAUAUUAGAGGACCCUAUGCUUCCGACUACUAUAUUGGUAAUCGACGCGCUCGACGAGCUCGACGAACGCGAAGCGCAUCUAACACAACUUCUGAACCUAAUCAUGAACACCCCGCCUGAGUCCAAGGUAAAGUGGCUCUUGUCUAGUCGCAACAAGAUUGAAAUUGAGGAGAAACUAAAAACUGAUCAAUCACGGGCACGGCUGAGUCUAGAGUUGAAGAGCAACGCUGACCACGUCUCUCAUGCUGUCAACGCCUACAUUGAUCAUUGUAUCUCGGAAAUACCGGCGUUACAAAAACAAUUAAAUCUUCAAGUCUAUGUUCGUGACCAAAUGCGACAAAAGGCACAUGGAACAUUCCUUUGGGUAGGGUUGGUUGUUCAGGAGCUUAAGAAAGCACGAAGCUUUCAAAUCAAACCCAUCAUCAAUGCAGUCCCAACCGGCUUAGUGGAACUAUACAGUCGGAUGAUACGACAAAUCCAAGGACUCGAGUAUGGCACUCCAGCAUAUUGUCAGCAAGUACUUUCAACCAUCACAACCACAUACCGCCCACUUUAUUUAGAAGAACUUGCGGCAUUAUCAGGUUUACCCGAGGAUGAGUUUGGAAAAGAAGGAACUGAAGCUUUAGUUGAGAUUGUGAAAUUGUGCGGUUCUUUUCUAACAAUACAAGAAGGCCGUAUCUUCAUUAUCCACCAGUCGGCUCAAGACUUCCUCUGUGAAAGAGCGAAAGAUGUCAUAUUCCCUCGCGGAAUUGAGGCUGCCCAUUACGAUAUGUUCUCAAGAUCGAUCCAAAUCAUGUCCCAAACACUUCGACGUAAUGUAUACAACCUCGAUGAUUGGGGAAUAUCUACCAAAAACAUUAUACGCCCAAGACCGGACCCCCUAGGUGCCACGCAGUAUUCGUGCAUUCACUGGGUUGACCACUUCACCGUCUCUCAACCCGAAGGACGGCCACAACACGACGCUUUUCUAGGCUACAGCCUCGCCGACACAUUUCUGAAAAAGCACUACCUUCACUGGCUUGAGGCUCUUAGCAUCCUCCAGAACGUAUCGCAAGGCAUCUCAGCAAUGGUAAAACUCAAUACAUUAAUACCGAACUCGUUCAAGCAGUAUAGCGAGUUUGCCAAAGAUGCAACCCGAUUCGUUAGGCACAAUAAAUUAGCGAUCGAAAGUAGUCCGCUUCAGGUAUAUACGUCGGCUCUUGUCUUUAGCCCAUCGCAAAGCAUAAUACGGCGUCACUUCCAGGGCGACGAACCGGACUGGCUGCUUGUGAAACCGGCUGUAGAAGAUGAAUGGGGCGCAUGCAUAGCGACGUUUGAAGGCCAUUGUGCCCCUAUUAAUGCAAUGGCCUUCUCACCCGAUGGGACACUAUUGGCGUCGGAUUCAAAGAACGGGACGGAGAAGAUAUGGGAUAUAGUGACAGGCACAGAUACAACACCACUUUUGUGCGAAAGAAAGGAGUUUGUCUCAUUAGAUUUCUCUCCCGACGGGAGACUGUCGCUCACAUAUCAUAAUUAUUAUAUUAAUAUCCGGGAAUUAGGGCGUAUAGACCAGGUUAGGUUUACAGCCUACUCACUUAUCUUUACAGCCUACUCACUUAUCUGGCGCGCCAAAACAAUAGAAAAAUUGUAUACGGAAAUAAAAACACGCGAGGCGACACUUCAAGGUCAUACGGACAUUAUUACCUCAAUAACCUUCACACCCGAUUCGGGAAAACUGGCAUUUAACUCUCACCACGGGACGAUCAAGGUAUGGGACUCAAGGACAGGCAUGUGCGUGGCAACAAUAACAGGUCAUAUGGCCACAGUUACCUCAUUGGCCUUCUCCCCCAAUGAGAAACAGUUGGCAUCCGGCUCUCAUGACGGGGCGAUCAAGGUAUGGGACUUGGGGACGAGCAUGUGCGUGACAACAAUAACAGGUCAUAUGGCCACAGUUACCUCAUUGGCCUUCUCCCCCAAUGGGAGACAGUUGGCAUCCGGCUCGUUGGAGGGGACGAUAAAGUUAUGGGAUAUAACAAUGGAUAUGUCUGCAACACAAUCCGAAGACUACAUGAACAAAACCUCCAGAAUAGUCUUCUCGCCCGAUGGAAGCCAACUGGUAUUGGGUGAUCGCGAUACAUUUAAGCUAUUAGAUGCUGCAACAGACAGGUGUAUAGCAACGCUCAAAGGCUAUGGCGACUGUACUUCCCCAAUUCUAGUCUUCUCACCUGACGGUGGCCGGAUAGCGCUGUAUGCGGAUAAUGCAGUUAACAUAUUGGAUACUGCGACAGGCACGUGUAUAAGAGUGUCAGACGGCUAUUACGACGUUUCGACUAUGUGUUUCUCGUCUGAUGGGGGCCGCCUAGCAAUAUCCUCUGGCUGGAACCGGUCAGGGUCAAUCGUAUCCACGAUUAAAGUAUUGGAUAUAGCGACAAACACGUGUGUAACGACGUUGAAAUGCGAGUGGAUUAGAAUAGACCAGAUGGUCUUUUCCCCUGACGAGAGUCGCCUGGCGUUGCGCCUGUCCAAUAUAGUCGAGGUUUGGAAUAUAACAACAAACAGGUAUAUCACAACAUUUACGACCCAAUCUAUUCGGAACCCCUCAAUGGCCUUCUCAACCGACAUGUGCCGAGUAGUGUUGGCCACCGAAAAUGUGUUCUAUGUAUGUGAUAUAACAACAGGCAGUACGUCAAAGUUCUCAAACGGUAGAACCCCGAUUUCAUCAGCAAUCUUCUUAGCCGACAAGUACUACCCUAGAACAGAUGCAAACGCUAUAGCCCUACAUCCUUUCUUGGAUAUCGACCGCAUAUCUGGUGCUUUCCGGCAGCUGAAUACUUAUUAUAAUCUAAAGAUAGAAGGCGAAUGGAUCGUCUACAACGGCCAAAACCUACUCUGGUUGCCUUUUGAUUACCGCUGCGCCCAAGAUCAGAAUGAGGACGAGAGUUACCAGUACAUCCAUUGGGACACUUCGGCACAAACCAUCAGAGUCCACUGCAAAAGUGGACGUAUUUGGGUGUUAACAUUGCAAACUGAAAACUUGAUGGCCGGGUGGCCAGCCAUACUUCCCGAACCUUCAAGCUAGACUAGAAGAACACAUGACUUGAGAGACUUUCGAGGCCCGUUAAAUCGGUCGGAUCUUCCACUGGGUUAUUCCUCACGUAUAUCAAAUUGGUUGCUUGUAUGGGUAGUUGACCAGAGUACACUGCCUCAUCCAAAUCUACCUAAGCACCCACUCCUCUACCAGUUGGUGUUAAUCCUUAUGGAUACUACUGUCGUUCCAACUAUGCAUUGAUUAGUACUUUUUGUUGUUGGUAUUGAUGAUACUCAGGAUUUAGAUAGGCUUCGCAUGUUAUUUCAGUAAUUUAAAUCGCGUUUUUACCUUGCUAGUGUACCAGGUAAACAGAUAAGACCGUGUAGAAGCGUUACGAUGGUUCGAAAAAACCUU